Molecule: messenger RNA, 1467 nt
Organism: Sclerotinia borealis F-4128
Lineage: Eukaryota; Fungi; Ascomycota; Leotiomycetes; Helotiales; Sclerotiniaceae
Source: the annotation of a GenBank genome assembly
AUGACGAAACGAAAAGAAAACGAAAACGAAUACAAGGGUUCAGAGGGGGUUCAGAGGGGUUCAGAGUCAGAGGGCUUACCUUUGUUUGUAUUCUUCGUCGCGCUCCUCACUUCGUUAAGGAAGGGACCGGGUGCUUGGAAUAUUGUUGGGUUUGAGUUUGCAUUUGGUGAGGGAAAGGGAAAGGAAAAGGGUAGUUAUUUGAGUGAGAGUGAGAGUGAGAGUGAGAGUCAGAGUGUGAGUGAGAGUGAGGGAAACAAGUACAAGGGAGAAAGUUCAGACGUCAAUAUGGGUGGUGGUGAUGGAUAUCGCGCAGUGGCGUAUUUUGUUAAUUGGGCAAUCUAUGGCCGAAAACAUCUACCCCAGGAUCUCCCUGCGGAAAAAUUAACACACAUCCUCUAUGCCUUUGCCAAUGUUCGCCCGGAGUCAGGUGAAGUAUACAUGACGGAUGGCUGGGCCGAUACCGAUAUUCAUUUCGAUGGUGAUUCCUGGAAUGAUGUCGGGACCAAUCUCUAUGGUUGCUUGAAGCAGCUCAAUAUUCUCAAGUCUCGAAAUCGCUCUUUGAAGAUCUUGUUAAGUAUUGGCGGUUGGACAUAUUCAUCCAACUUUGCUCAGCCAGCUUCUACCGAGAGUGGAAGAAAGCAGUUUGCGGAGAGUGCGGUGGAGUUGAUUAAAAAUUUGGGAUUCGAUGGCAUUGACAUCGAUUGGGAAUAUCCCAAAAACGAGAACGAAGCCCGGGAUUACGUAUUACUGUUGCAAGAAUGCAGGGAAGCCAUGGAUCGCUAUUCCAGCACUCUUCCCAAUCCCCACCAUUUCGAGCUCACAGUAGCCUGUCCCGCCGGUCCUCAAAAUUACAAUAACAUGGAUAUUAGCGGCAUGGAUCAACAUCUCGAUUUUUGGAACCUGAUGGCCUAUGAUUAUGCGGGGAGUUGGGAUAGCGUUGCAGGACACCAGGCAAAUGUUCAUGCAAGUGGGGGAAACCCGGGAUCAACACCGUAUAAUACGGAGGAUGCAGUGAGGGCUUAUGAGGAGAGAGGGGUGCAGGGUCAUAAGAUUGUACUUGGGAUGCCGAUUUAUGGGAGGGCGUUUCAGGCGACGGAUGGGCUGGGUCAGGGGUUUAGUGGGGUGGGGGAGGGGACUUGGGAGAAUGGUGUGUGGGAUUUUAAAAAGUUGCCGCAGGAGGGAGCGGUGGAAAUCAUGGAUGAGGAGAUUUGUGCUAGUUAUUCAUACAACGAAAACACCAAAACCCUCAUAUCAUACGACACGAUCGAAAUCGCCCGCAAGAAGGCUGAUUACAUUAAGGAAAGAGGCCUCGGUGGCGCCAUGUGGUGGGAAUCCUCAGCCGAUCAUCCCGAACCGGAUAAAUCUCUAAUUCAUAACGUGGUGGAUGUUUUGGGGAUACUGGAGGGAAGUCAGAAUUGUAUUGAGUAUCCGGAGAGUAAGUAUGAGAAUUUGAGGAGGGGGUUUUAG